CUGCCUCGUUAAAUUAUAUCUCUUUUAUAUGGCUAGUUUAGCAUGAUGUAAUCAUAUAUUUUAUAUUCUCUUCUCUAUCUCUAUAAGGGAUUCGCAUAAAAUCUACCCUACCUAACAGAAGGCUCUUAACCAAGAUUCUUUCUGCUUCUUUGUGUUUUGAAAUGUUUUUGUUGUUGAUUACUGCUAAAUUUCCCAUUAAAAAGAUAUUUAAUUAAAAAAGAAAGUGACGCGAUAGAAACAAAAGCGCAGAGCCGACUGAGACCGCAGCGACGACCGAAGGAACGGAGACAUAGAAAGAAGAGGCAGAGCCAGAUGUGCAGAGACUGAGACCUGGACAAAGAGGAGAGAGACAGAGAGACAGAGACAGACAGAGCCCGACCCCGUGACAGAGAAAGAGAAAGAGAAACUGAGGCAGACACACCAGAGACAGAAGGCUAAGGGAGGGGGGCGGGGGGAGAAAGAGAUAGAGACCGGAAAGUCGGUAAAGACACAAACGGAGAGACAGAGAGAAAAGAGACAGAGGCAGACCCUCAGAGAGAUGUAAGAGAGGGAAGAGGAGGCACAAACGAGUCAGAAACAGACCGAAAGACAAGCCUGGCCAGAGAUUUGAUGGAGGCGAGAGGGGGGAUCCAGGCGUCGCAGCCGCCUCCAAGGCCCAGACAGGAUUUAGGACCUGGCUCUCUCCUCUCCCACGUCAGAUCAUGCCUCUAUUGACCCUAAUGGUGCUUGCCCUGGUGACAGGUCGUGGCCGAGCAGAGACAAGAAUUAUAAAGGGGUAUGAGUGUCCAGCUCACUCCCAGCCCUGGCAGGUCGCACUGUUUCAGAAGUCUCGACUGCACUGUGGGGCUACCCUCAUCAAUCGACAAUGGCUACUCACCGCAGCUCACUGCAAGAAGCCCCAGUACUGGGUCUACCUGGGGGAACAUAACCUUCAGCGACCAGACAGCUGUGAACAGAAGCGGAUGGCAACCCUUUCCUUCCCCCACCCGGGCUUCAAUGGUAGCCUCCCCAACAAGGACCAUCGAAAUGACAUCAUGCUGGUGAAGAUGAACUCCCCGGUGAUGCUGACGAGGGGCGUGAAGCCCUUAGCCCUGCCUGAGGACUGUGCCACUGCUGGCUCCCAAUGCCUCAUCUCCGGCUGGGGCACCACCACUAGCCCCCAGUUGACCCUCCCCCAUACCCUUCGAUGUGCCAACAUCACCCUCAUCGAUCACAGGGAGUGUGAAGGGGCUUAUCCUGGGAACAUCACAGAUACCAUGGUGUGUGCCGGCGUCACAAAGGAGGGCAAGGACUCCUGCCAGGGUGAUUCAGGGGGGCCCUUGGUGUGCAACGGAACACUUCAAGGCAUCAUUUCCUGGGGCCAAGACCCUUGUGCUGUCAGCCGGAAGCCAGGUGUCUAUACCAAGGUCUGCAAAUAUGUGGAUUGGAUCCAUGAAACCAUUAAAGACAAUUCACCCUGACCAAGAAUAUUUCCAUUGAUCUCUCUCCCCUGUCCCUUCCCUCCUUGUCUACUUUAUUCACAAUAAAUAGCUGUGGAAAGUC
Molecule: messenger RNA, 1542 nt
Organism: Monodelphis domestica (gray short-tailed opossum)
Lineage: Eukaryota; Metazoa; Chordata; Mammalia; Didelphimorphia; Didelphidae
Product: kallikrein-11
Biological process (GO): proteolysis
Cellular component (GO): secretory granule
Molecular function (GO): serine-type endopeptidase activity
Source: RefSeq, a predicted model, not a curated record